GUGGAUCUUGCGGGUUUGGGGUGUGUUUGGGGGGGAAACCCAAGAAGGUACCCCCUGGGGAGCCUUCCGUGUAUAAAAGGGUUUAUCUUCCCAAGGCUCUUCAUCGCAGAAGACAGUCGAGUGCAUCUCCCCCAGGGAUGUCCCACCCCUAGGCAAAGGAAACCCCAACUUUUCUUCCGCUCCCUAGAGACGGCACCAGACUGGCUCUGAGACACAAGCCUGGUCCUCUUGGGCCUGCAGGGACGGGAGCCCCUCUUCCCUUACACCAAGCCUGUCUCCUCCUCUUCCAGGAUUUGCUACUGUCUCUGCUGUUUCCUCCUCCCCAGAGGGGCCCUCUCCCCUCUCCCAUCUCAAGAUGGCAGCCAGCAGUUCUGAGGUGUCUGAGAUAAAUGGGUUGCAGGAGAGUCCCAAGACCCAGGGUGAAGGACCUGGCCCUUCUCAAGCUGGAACUGGCCCUCUCCAGGUCCACGCAGAGGUCCUAGACCAGCCAGAAGCCCCGCAGCCAAGCUCAGGCACCACUCCAGCCCCUGUGGAGUCAGGGUCUUCCAAGACUGGGUUGGCCCCUGAGACCCCAGAGACCCCAGCUGGGGCCCCAGAAACAGCCCCCGCCACAGACCUCAGCUUAAACCCAGGAGGAGAAUCAAAGGCCAGCUCCAGCCCUGAAGAAGUAUGCCAAGAACCAGCAUCCAAACCAGAGGCAAACAAAGAGGCUACUGCCAAAGCAGACCAGGGAUCUCCUGAGCCAACCUCAGAGCCCGCUCCCCAGUCAGACCCUCAGCCCGCUCCCCAGCCCACCUCCAAAUCAGUGCUCCAGCCAGCACCCCCUCCUCAGGAGGACCCCACCCCUGAGGUCCAGACAGACAGUAUAGGGGAAAAGCAGGAGAAUGGAGCAGUGGUCCCGCUGCAGGCUGGGGAUGGGGAAGAGGGUCCAGCCCCCCAGCCUCACUCACCACCCUCCACCAAAGCCCCCCCAGCCAAUGGAGCUCCCCCUCGAGUGCUACAGCAGCUGGUUGAGGAGGACCGAAUAGGAAGGGCCCACAGUGGGCACCCAGGAUCUCCCCGAGGGAGCCUGAGCCGCCACCCCAGCUCACAGUUGGCAGGGUCUGGGGUGGAAGGGGGCGAAGGCACCCAGAAACCUCGGGACUACAUCAUUCUUGCCAUCCUGUCUUGCUUCUGCCCCAUGUGGCCUGUCAACAUCGUGGCCUUCGCUUAUGCCGUCAUGUCCCGGAACAGCCUGCAGCAGGGGGACGUGGAUGGGGCCCAGCGUCUGGGCCGUGUGGCCAAACUCUUAAGCAUCGUGGCGCUGGUAGGGGGGGUCCUCAUCAUCAUUGCCUCCUGCGUCAUCAACUUAGGCGCUUUGACUAGCGCGGAGCCCUCUCGCGCUCUUUCUCUGCGCCUGCGUACUGUGACCCUGCGCAGCCUGGGAGGCGGGUCUUAGCGCCAGGUGUGUACGGCGGCUGAGU
Molecule: messenger RNA, 1463 nt
Organism: Dipodomys spectabilis (banner-tailed kangaroo rat)
Lineage: Eukaryota; Metazoa; Chordata; Mammalia; Rodentia; Heteromyidae
Gene: Prrt2
Product: proline rich transmembrane protein 2
Cellular component (GO): membrane
Source: RefSeq, a predicted model, not a curated record